Messenger RNA from Cucumis sativus (cucumber), 1726 nucleotides. Its product is annotated as extensin-3. Gene Ontology annotation, molecular function: structural constituent of cell wall. The coding region runs from base 38 to 1498 and encodes 486 amino acids. The record is from RefSeq and is a predicted model, not a curated record. Lineage: Eukaryota; Viridiplantae; Streptophyta; Magnoliopsida; Cucurbitales; Cucurbitaceae. The transcript is spliced from 2 exons. Gene Ontology annotation, biological process: plant-type cell wall organization.
CUCGAAAGCACAACCAAAAUCCCAUUGUGGAAGAAAUAUGAGGAAAUCUAGGCCCUCUCUCAUGGCCUAUCUUUUGGCAACCAUUUUGGUGGCGACUCUAAGUUUGCCAUCCGUACUUGCUGCUGAGUAUGUCUAUUCUUCUCCUCCACCUCCUUAUUAUGUAUACAAAUCACCUCCUCCUCCUGUCUAUUCCUCUCCUCCGCCACCAAAAGUGAAGUAUGAGUACAAAUCACCACCACCUCCGGUUUACCACUCUCCUCCACCACCUAUUUAUCACUCUCCACCACCUCCAGUUUACCAUUCUCCUCCACCACCUGUUUACUCUCCACCACCUCCAGUUUAUAAAUCUCCACCCCCACCAGUUUACCAUUCUCCUCCACCACCAGUUUACAAAUCUCCACCCCCUCCAGUUUACUAUUCUCCUCCACCACCUGUUUACCACUCUCCACCACCUCCCGUUUAUAAAUCUCCACCCCCACCAGUUUACCAUUCUCCUCCACCACCAGUUUACAAAUCUCCACCCCCACCAGUUUACCAUUCUCCUCCACCACCUGUUUACCACUCUCCACCACCACCUGUUUAUAAAUCUCCACCCCCUCCAGUUUACCAUUCUCCUCCACCACCUGUUUACCACUCUCCACCACCACCAGUUUAUAAAUCUCCACCGCCUCCAGUCUACCAUUCUCCUCCACCACCUGUUUACCACUCUCCACCACCUCCAGUUUAUAAAUCUCCACCCCCUCCAGUUUACCAUUCUCCUCCACCACCUGUUUACCACUCUCCACCACCUCCAGUUUAUAAAUCUCCACCGCCUCCAGUCUACCAUUCUCCUCCACCACCUGUUUACCACUCUCCACCACCACCAGUUUAUAAAUCUCCACCCCCUCCAGUUUAUUAUUCGCCUCCCCCACCAAAAAAGUACGAGUAUAAAUCACCACCUCCUCCAGUUUAUUACUCUCCUCCUCCAAUUUAUCACUCUCCCCCACCACCAGUUUACAAAUCACCACCUCCUCCUAAAAAAGACUACGAGUACAAGUCUCCUCCACCACCAAAGAAAAACUACGAACACAAGUCUCCACCACCUCCCAAGAAGGACUAUGAGUACAAGUCCCCACCCCCACCCAAGAAGGAUUAUGAGUACAAGUCCCCACCCCCACCCAAAAAGGACAAUGCGUACAAAUCUCCCCCACCACCAAAGAAGGACUACGAGUACAAGUCUCCACCGCCUCCCAAGAAAGAUUACGAGUACAAGUCUCCAUCACCACCAAAGAAGGACUAUGAGUACAAGUCUCCACCGCCUCCUAAGAAGGACCACAAGUACAAAUCUCCGCCCCCUCCCAAGAAGGACUACGAGUACAAGUCUCCUCCACCCCCCAAGAAGGACUACGAGUACAAGUCUCCCCCACCACCCAAGAAGAACUAUGAAUACAAGUCCCCUCCACCUCCCAAGAAGGAUUACAUUUAUUCCUCACCUCCACCACCUCCUUACCACUACUAGAUCAAUAUGCAUUAUAUAUUAUUACUCCAAGGAAAAAGAAAAAGAAAAUACUCAUACAAUAAAGAGAUGGCCAAACGAUGAUCGUCAAUGUGCUCAAACCAUGGCCUUCCAUUAUAAAUUAUAUAUGUCUUGUUGAUCCAUAUUUUUCUUUCCACAAUUUAGUUCUACAUAAUGUUUGUAUUCAUAUUUUACAGAAAUUAUGAGAAUAUUUCAUUUUCUUUUCCAAAA